Messenger RNA from Erinaceus europaeus (western European hedgehog), 3527 nucleotides. It is a transcript of the gene NCOA4, whose product is annotated as nuclear receptor coactivator 4. Gene Ontology annotation, biological process: intracellular iron ion homeostasis; response to hormone. Gene Ontology annotation, molecular function: transcription coactivator activity. NCBI's taxonomy places the organism in Eukaryota, Metazoa, Chordata, Mammalia, Eulipotyphla, Erinaceidae. The record is from RefSeq and is a predicted model, not a curated record. The coding region runs from base 120 to 1985 and encodes 621 amino acids. The transcript has 10 exons.
GGAGGAAGGUUGUGUUCUCGCGAGAACUCCGCCUUUUAGUCUGUUGGCUUGGGAAGGUCUGCGUCUCAGUCCUGACGGGGCCUCCGGAAUUGCCAGGCACUGCGCUCGGAGCUGGAACAAUGGACAGAAUGAGUAUCUCACAGGACCAGAGUGGCAGCUCCAGUUAUCAAGAACCGCUUUUGAGGUGUUGUGAUGCACGGAGGGACUUGGAACUUGCCAUUAGUGGAGUUCUACGGGCUGAACAGCAAAUUAAAGAUAACUUACGAGAGGUCAAAGCUCAAAUUCACAGUUGCAUAAGCCGCCAUCUGGAAUGCCUCAGAAGUCGUGAGGUAUGGCUGUAUGAGCAGGUAGACCUUAUUUAUCAGCUUAAAGAGGAGACACUUCAGCAGCAAGCCCAACAGCUUUACUGGCUGUUGGGACAGUUCAAUUGUCUUAUUCAUCAACUGGAGUGCUCCCAAAACAAAGAUCUAGCCAGUCAAGUCUCUGUGUGCCUGGAGAGACUGUCCAGUUUGACCCUCAAACCUGAAGAUUCAACUGUCUUACUCUUUGAAGCAGAUACAACUGCUCUGCGCCAGACUAUCACUGCAUUUGGAUCCCUCAAGACUAUGCAAAUUCCUGAGCACCUGGUGGCUCAUGCUAAUUUAUCAAAUAUUGGACCUUUCCUAGAGAAAAGAGGCAGUAGCGCACUACCUGAACAGCAGAAAUCAGCCUCCAGUGCUACAGCUGUCCCUCUCAGUGAAUGGCUCCUUGGAAGUAAACCUGUCAAUGGUCAUCAGGCUCCUUAUGUACCUAGCACCAACCUCCAGGACUGGCUCAUUCAAAAGCAGACCUUGGAGAAUAGUCAGCCUUCUUCCAAAGGCCAUCAUUUCUUCAGUAAUGUUUGGGGCAACCUAAAAGGCUUGGAAAACUGGCUCCUCAAUAGUCAGCAGCAAGAAGUUUUUGAAAAACCAAGUUCUCAAAAGUGUAGCAGCUAUUCUGCCACCAGUUCUAAGGCUACCGAAAUUGAAAAGGUUGAAGAUGAAGAGCUUGUUGACGAAGAUGAGAUGGAUCUUUCCAGUUGGCUGUUGACACCCCAGGAACCCCGCAAGCUGGAGAAGCCUGGUAAUGGCAGCUAUGAAACUCCUGAGAAGUUUAAGUCCUUGUUCCAGGUGUUUCAGGAGCCCUAUAAUGUGAGUGAUUGGCUUGUCAAAUCAGAUUCCUGUACCAAUUGUCAGGGCAACCAGCCCAAAGGUGUGGAGAUAGAAAACCUUGGCAAUCUGAAGUGCCUGAAUGACCACUUGGAGGCAAAGAAACCUUCAUCCACUCCUAAUUUGAUUAACGAGACUUGGCUCGUCCAGAACCAGCAGGACCCAUGUAAAGUAGAGGAGGUUUGCAAAGCCAAUGAGCCCUGUACAAGCUUUGCAGAAUGUGUGUGUGAUGAAAACUGUGAGAAGGAAGCUUUGUGUAAAUGGCUUCUGAAGAAAGAAGGAAAGGAUAAAAAUGGUAUGCCUGUAGAACAGAAAGCUGAGCCUGAGAAAUGUAAAGAUUCCCUGAAAAUGUGGCUUUGUCCUUCCAGAAAAGAGGCAACAGAACAAGCACCUAGAAUUGGUGAUACUUUGCAAGCCAUAAAGAACAGCCCCUUGUCAGAGUGGCUUAUCAGACCAUCAUGCAAAGUUGGACAUGCCAAGGAAGUGGCUAAUACUGAGGACAAAGCUGGCAGACAAAAGCUUAUGAACCCCAUGGCCACGUCCUUGUGUCCCUUCAACACAGCCGACUGGGUCUUGCCAGGAAAGAAGACAGGAAACUUUAGCCAGUUAUCUUCAGGAGAAGAUAAGUGGCUACUUCGAAAAAAGGCCAAGGAAGUAUUUCUCAACUCACCCCUCCAUGAAGAGCAUAAAUUUUCCCCAGACCAUUAUGCCCUUCCAGCAGUUUGUGAUCUUUUUUCCUGUAUGAAGCUUAAAAUUAACAAAGAAGAAUGGUUGUAUCGGACUCCUCUACAGAUGUGAAGAAAUGUUAAUACUAAAAUCAAGCAACUUUAAAGAAUCACACAUCCAUGAGCUGAGCGACUGGCUUACCAAAUCAUUGUUUCAGCUUAGUUCUUUCCUGCUUAAAUUUUGAACUAGUGAAGAGAAAUGUUAUCAAAUUAUGAGUUGCUAUGUAAAAGAAAAGGCUAUUUGUUGAUACUGAGAUGAUUCAGUUUUCUUACAGAAUGAAUAUUAAUUCACGCUUAAACUAGACACCAUCUUGGUGGAUAUAUCUUUUUUCAUAAACCUCCAUGGCUCCUAAGAUUGGGUCAUUAAAACACUGGUUUUUAAAAUGAAAUAGUUCUGUCAUCAAGGUGUGUUGAUAUAUUCAAAAGCUAGUAAACUUCCCUUAACCUUUUGAUUAUGCGUCCCCUUGCUGUGGGUGUUCAAUUAGUGUUAGGAAUGAGUUUUUUUGCUUACUUAAUACAUAACACAUUUCAUACAAAUAAUUAUCUUUGCCAAUAAAAUGUGUAUUAACAAUCUUGGCAAGUUUGAUAUAAUUGCAAAACAUUAGCGCCUCCAUGUUAGAUUCUAUAUUAUUUUCUUCUUUUCAAAGAAUUCCAGCUACUACAUACUUUUCUUCCACCUAAAUUCCUUUAUAAAGUCUCUUAACUCUUCUAGGAAGGGCUUCAUGUGCUCAAGACUUAUGUGCAGGGUAGUCCUAAGCCUCUUUCAAAAUAUUCUGAAGGCAAAGUAGACCCAGUUGUCAACUAGUCAGCAAAGGCAAGACAGACUAUAAAUGUACUUGAAAUAGUCAACAGACUAGGGAGUUUUGGUUCAUCCUGUGUAAAUGGAAUUUGAGUUUGACACCUGGUGCUUUUAACUAGGAAUAUAGCAUACCUAUACCUCUAAGUGUAUAAUGCAGUGAUAUUUUGGUAAACAGGCCAUUUAGAACACUUGUGCCUUGGGAUGUUUAUUGAAACUAUGACAACUGUUGGUGUUUUCUCAAGAUCCAUAACAUCAUGCUCAUACUUUAGUUUCUCUGUAGGAGAGCAAUGAAUUUAGAUUGUUUUUCAAGUUCAGUAUAGCCUACUGUUCUAUAGGCUUUUAACUUAAAUCAUUGUGUAGUACUCCUGGAAAUUUUUUUAGUUUAUAUAGUCAUCUAGAAAGCACCUUUGAGAAAAUUUGGAGAAAGCUUAUAGUGUCCUCACUACACAGCUUCAUUAGAAUUCUUGAGCCACAUCUAAUACACAGAGCCUUUUUUUUUUUUUCAUCACCCCUACACUAUUUAGAAUUUUAAUUUAAAAGGCACUUUGUAAAAUGAGAAUUAAACUUUCAGUGGCAAUCACUAGUCAGUCACAUAAAGCUGAUCCCUAAAACUUAAUGUUGUAAACCAAGGUAACCUCAAACAAAAGAUAAGGAGCCUUCCCAUUAUCUUAGGUUGCUGGAGGCUUUGUAGUUUUUUUUGAGGUUUUUAAGUAUAUUCUUAAAUUUAUUAAUCACUAUGUGCUAAUAAGUAUGCAGACAUUCUUUUGCACUAAUGCAUUUUGUACUUUCCUUCAUUAAAAGCAUAAACAGCCAUAA